UCUAUCAGUCCUUGUUGAUGUUGAGAUGUCUUUUUUUACCUAAAUAGGUCUUUCAAUUAUCGAUUACCUUUGCUUCUAAUUUUGUAAUACUGAAACAACACUGAGUUAUAGAUUUUCUUUUUUUUAUAUAGUACUUCUAGACUUUGGUAUCAUCCAGGGAAGGUAAAGCAAUAUAUCAUGCUUAAAAUAUUGCAAUGACAAUGCUUAUUUAUACAAUAUCUAUUUAAAUCUAUCUAUCGCAUUUGAUUUAUAUUAAUAGAGGAAAUAAGAACUCAUUAUAUAAUAUUUUGAAUAAAGGUUUGAGGUGCACUAGAUUAUUUUGGCUAAUAUAAUAUUAUUAUUAUUUUUACAUAUUUAAUACACAUUUAAAGAACCACAUUUAAAGACGGUUAUUCUGUUUGUUUCAAACUUUGUCACAUUGUUUUUCAAUGGAAAACUUUACAUUUAAUAGCCCUGUUCUGCAGUUAGAGGGAAUAUUUCUCUCUGAGCAAAACCUGUACCCUACUUUUCUCUUUUUCCUGUUUGUCUAUGUGUUUAUUAUGGUCUCCAACAUCGGAAUAAUGCUGCUCAUAACCAUGGAAAGAAGUCUACAUGAACCUAUGUACAUUCUCUUCUGCAAUCUUCCCUUUACUGAUGUUCUUGGAAACUCUGCUGUUGUCCCUCGGCUAAUGGUGGACCUUUUAAGGCCUGCAUCUGAACGAUCCAUUGGUUAUAUUGAUUGUGUUGCUCAAGCUUUCUGUUACCACAUGUAUACCACAUCCACUCACACUGUACUCAUGGCUAUGGCAUUUGACAGAUAUGUAGCUAUAUGUAAUCCACUGCAUUACACAACUAUCAUGUCGAACAGAAUGGUGGCUAAACUGACUGCAGCAGCCUGGGGAGCAGCGUUACUUCUUGUAGGUACACUGUUAGGCCUAACGAUAAGGCUGAAUCACUGUGGAACGUUCAUAGCUAAUCCAUUCUGUGAUAAUGCAUCACUGUUUAAACUGGCAUGUGAAAGCACAUAUAUUAAUAAUGUGUAUGGAUUGACAUAUACAGUGUUUGUGCUUAGCGCUUCCAUGGGAACUAUUGUACUCACUUAUUCCAAAAUAGCAGCAGUGUGCAUUACUAGUAAAAGCAAAACUUUAAACAGCAAGGCUUUGAAAACCUGCAGCACCCACUUAACUGUCUAUUUAAUCCUGUGGUUAUCUGCGUUUAUUAUGGUCCUUCUUCAUCGUUUCUCUGGUUAUGCAGAGUACAGGAAAGGCGCUGCGCUGCUCUGCCACAUCGGCCCAGGCGUUCUGAACCCUCUCAUAUAUGCGCUGCAGUCUAGUGAGAUGAGACGUUUUAUGAUGAGGAUUCUACACACAAAGAAGGUGAUGUCACAAUAAAUAACUUCCCAUACUAUUAGCACAUUAUAAUAACAAACAUAUAUAUUAUUUAUUUUACAGUUUUGUAUCUAUUCUACAUGUACUUUUAAUGUAAAAUCCCUGAAUAUAAGUGGCUAAUACAUAUAUACUCUUUACACUGUUAAAACAAAGAAUUAUGAGUGUUACCAUAAAAUAUUGUUUUUUAUUUAUUAUGGACAUUUUUUAAUGUGUGCAGAAAAUAUAAAGCAUCAAGAACCUUUGGUUUGGUAAUUUUUUAUUUAGAUUUGCAAACAUAUACUUUUGCAUUUCUGACUUUUUAAACAUUUUAAUUAUUGUAAAAAAUAAUCUUUAUAUAUCUUUAUGGAAUCCCUAAUGUAACCCUUUGUAGCAUCUUUAUCUUUUUUUACAUUAUGUACAUUAAGUAACAUACUGAUGGAUCUGUGUUUUAAAAUAAGAGUAUCUUCAUGUGCAUUUUAUUUUUGCAAUAUUCAUUAUUGCUUCCUUUUUUCAUAUCUUAUGUUUAUAUUCGUUCUGUCCAACUGUACUAUAUUAAUGCUGAUGUUAUAAAUGUUGCCUAUAGUGCUAAAGGUUUGUUGACCAUUAAAAUGGUGCACGUGAUUUCAUGCAUAAAUGGGAUCAUAUCCUUAAAAUAUUAAAAUAUGUAAUAUGAACUAGACCUGUCACAUUAAAAAAGUUUGUGGACGAUAUAUUUUCCCAGAAAUUAUUGUGAUAAACAAUAUUAUUGUCAUAUACCAUAGCAAAGCAUUAAUGCCAUUUUAAAGAAAACAAUGUAACUGUUAUUAAUCAUAGUUUAGAAAAUUAUAUGUUUUUUCUUCCCCUACUGCAGUUUACACUGUGUGCAUGGACUCACAGUUAUUGAAGCACUGGUCUGGUAUUGUAUACUGCUCACUGUUAUACUGUAUAUGUAAAGAAACAUACUAUUAAACACAAUAGACAAUAUAACAAUUAUCAAAUAUUACUGA
This is a messenger RNA of Astyanax mexicanus (Mexican tetra), 2332 nucleotides long. Its product is annotated as olfactory receptor 52D1-like. Gene Ontology annotation, cellular component: membrane. The record is from RefSeq and is a predicted model, not a curated record. The transcript has a single exon. Gene Ontology annotation, molecular function: olfactory receptor activity; G protein-coupled receptor activity. Bases 429 to 1370 code for a protein of 313 amino acids. Lineage: Eukaryota; Metazoa; Chordata; Actinopteri; Characiformes; Acestrorhamphidae. Gene Ontology annotation, biological process: G protein-coupled receptor signaling pathway.